ACUACAUAUUGGAAUUGUAAAUUUUUGUUGUUGAAUCGUUCAUCGUUUAUAAUAAACUUUCUUAUAACGUUAAUAACGAAUUAUUAUAGGAAAGCAGAGAAUUUAUGAAGAUAUAAUGCAUUUCCAAGGUUACGCGAAUCAAGUAGUGCACCACUUUGAAGAGAAUGAUGAUUCUCGUUCAAAUCACUAUGACCCAACCGUAUACGACAGUGAAGAAGAUACUGACGAUGCGAGUGAAACGGAAUUUCGAAACAACAGUCGUAGCAGCAACGCUACAAACACAACAAACGGUGGCAGCAAUCACGAAUUAAAAGAACAAGUUUAUCAGCACAAAUUAGCCAUAUUGAAUAAACAACGAGAAGAACUAAAACAUCUCGUACAUCCUGACUAUGUAAAGCGGUUAAAAAAGCUUGAAAAUCAGUACAAAGAACGCUUAAGACUGAAUGAAAUCCACAGAGAAUAUCUAAAAGAGUGUGUUGAGAAAGACUAUCAAGCAGAGCGACGAGCAGCGCUUAAGGAGUAUGAAGAGAAAAAGAUUGAUUUGAAGGAAAAUAUUCUAGCCGAUUUAGAAGAAAGGAAGAAGCUCAUAGAGAAUGAGCGGUACAAUUUGGAGCUUACGAAUGACUCAACGGAAGUAAAACCAACAGUGACGCGCAAACUACGCAGGCGACCAAAUGAACCCGUUCCAGUAGUCGAAAAACGACGGAAACCUACAACUGGUCAAUUACUUGUAUACCUGUUGGACGACAAAGAGAUUGAUAGCGAUAUGAAGGCUAUACAGAGAGCAACGCAACAAAAUGGUGUCGGAAACGUUCCUUUUAGUAAUCUGCAACAGGGAGGUUUACUCUCCGAAAGUACAAAUGCAAACGCUGCCACCAAUAUUGAAACACGUAUUGAAGAUGGAAAACUACUGUAUCAAAGGAGAUGGUUCCAUAGAGGCCAACAGGUUUAUGUUGAGGGCAAGGAUUUGGUAAAAUUCGCAGCUACAAUUACCGCCAUAGGCAAUGAAGUGGUAUGGGUCAAAAAGACUAACGAUAGUAAAGUCAAAAUUAAUAUGUCUCAUUUGGCUAAAGGCAAAGUUAGUAUUAAGCGACGCGCCAACUGAUCCAACGCCA
This is a messenger RNA of Bactrocera latifrons, 1115 nucleotides long. RefSeq names its product sin3 histone deacetylase corepressor complex component SDS3. Gene Ontology annotation, cellular component: Sin3-type complex. The coding region runs from base 116 to 1105 and encodes 329 amino acids. Gene Ontology annotation, molecular function: histone deacetylase binding. NCBI's taxonomy places the organism in Eukaryota, Metazoa, Arthropoda, Insecta, Diptera, Tephritidae. The transcript has 6 exons. The record is from RefSeq and is a predicted model, not a curated record. Gene Ontology annotation, biological process: negative regulation of transcription by RNA polymerase II.